UCUAUAUGAGGCUCAGUAUUGUUCAGCAUAUCAUAAUUCAUUCUGUUUUGCCAUAAAACAAACAUAACAGUUCCUUUCCGUAGGUCUUGGCUUUGGAUUUUUGUACCUGUCGUCGGUCGUCGUUGUCAGUUACUACUUUGACAAAAGACGAGCUCUGGCGACCGGGAUCGCGGUUUGCGGCUCCGGCUUGGGAACCAUGGCGUUGGGUCCGCUGCUACUGUUCCUGAACGAAAAGUACAUGUGGCAGGAUACAACGCUAAUUUUGACAGGCAUUAUUCUGAACUGCGCCGUCUGCUGCGCACUGUAUCGUCCGCUGAAGCCGACCAAGGCACAACAGGACAGCUUCGAGCAAACGUUGGCUCAGCAUAUGCAAUCGGCCGAAGAAGACCUGUGCAGGCCGAAGCCCGUCGAGGACGAUUCGGCCAGAAGCCGUUCGUCGUCGAUCACCAGCGACGCAAUGUCCGACCUGUUCACCUUGGAGAACUCAUCCGUGCGCAGUAUGAAGAGGGAUCGCUUCAGCAGACAGAGGUGGUUCAGCGAGAGAGUCGAUGACGAUGUUUCGUUGGAUUCGAUGCCACCGAUGCUGUUCAGGAAAUGUUCGCUUCCUCCGGAGACGAUCAUGAACCGUAUGAAGAACGUGAAGAGAAUCACGAGACAUAGCAUAACGAAAAUCAAUCGUCCUCUGAACCGUAAAGACAUUUUUCUGUCAAUGGCAAGUAUUUCCACUUUGGAUAAAAUGACUGUGCCUGGGAAGACGACGACGGAGCCUGCUGAAGUGUCGACCAGCGUAAUGGAACAUGUGACAGUUGAACCAGAAAACUUAUGGGAAACCUUAAAGCGCACUUUGGCCGACCUACUGGACACAAGCCUGCUUUUGAGUCCGACGUACAUCGCUUUUGUACUGCAGAGUGGACUGGUAUGCUUUGCCUCGAUGAUACCGUUCAUCUACUUGCCUCCACAAGCCAUGAGUCUCGGUUACGCUGAAAAGGAAACGACGCUGCUGAUCACCUACAUCGGAGCCGUGAACAUCGCCGGCCGGGUGUCGUGCGGCUAUAUUUCCGAUAAACCAAAUAUCGACCCUCUCUCGGUACAGAACGUGACAGUGCUGCUGGCCGGCAUCGCAACUGUCCUUCUGCCAUUCGCGAAGUUGUACUGGCUACUGAUUCUCUAUUGCGCCUUCUUCGGGCUGGCUUUAGCCUCGUUUUACGCAUUGCGAACCAUAGUCUGUGUGAAUCUGCUUGGCAUCGAGAAGUUGACGAAUGCUUUCGGAAUAUCACUGAUUUUUUAUGGCAUCGCCGGCCUGUUUGGCUCUCCAACGGCAGGUAAAUAA
Soboliphyme baturini is the source of this 1330-nucleotide messenger RNA. The record is from the annotation of a GenBank genome assembly. NCBI's taxonomy places the organism in Eukaryota, Metazoa, Nematoda, Enoplea, Dioctophymatida, Soboliphymatidae.